UGGUUCCGUUCUGUGAGCUUGUGUGGCCUACCACUUCACGGCUGAGCUGUUGUUGCUCCUCAUUGUUUCCACUUCACAAUAACAGGACUUAAUUGACCGGGGCAGCUCUAGCAGGACAGAAAUUUGACAAACUGACUUGUUGGUAAGGUGGCAUCCUAUGACGGUACCACGUUGAAAGUCACUGAGCUCUUCAUAUGAAAGGAGAGUGUCUCACCAGCGGUCACACUCCAGUAGGCAAGCAGCCUCACAGCACAUUCUGACCAUCACACACAGGCUUGGAGAGAGAGGGAGAGAGCGAGAGAGACCGAAUCAGCACCUCACACACAUUGCCAGAACCUGCUCGCUCCAGGGUGAGGAAUUCUUUACUUAAAAAAAUUGAAUUACUCAACCAGCAUUACUAUCUGUCCUCUCUCUCUGACAUGGAGCUCCACCGCCUCAGACACCACCACAGCCACCGGACUGACGACAAGCUCCAGAUGCUGAACCUCAACCAACGCCUGGAGACCUACCUGGGCCGAGUGAGGCUGCUGGAGGAGGAGAACAAGCUACUAUGCCAGGAGAUCCAGGCCCUGAGGGGCAGCGGCCAGGGGGGGCGGAUGGGCCUGGAGGACAAGCUGAGCCUGGCCAGGCAAGAGGUAGAGGAAGUCUGGAGGGAGAAGGAUCGGGUGGAGCUGGAGCUAGGGAGCCUGGGUGAAGAGCUCCACGUCCUGGGGCUGCAGAGACAGUGGGAGGCGGACGCCCAUGGGGAGGUGAAGAAGAAGCUGGCAGACAGCAGGAAGCAGAUGGAGGAGGAGAGGAGGGCUCAGAUCUGGUUAGGAGAGAAGGUGAACCAGCUAGAGAAACAAAUCCAUUUCCAGAUAAAAACCCACCAGGAAGAUGUUGCCGGCUUCCAGGCUACAUUAAUCCAUGUCAGACCUGCACUGCCACCCCCUCCACCCCAAACGGGCAUCCAGCUGCCCAGCCUCCAGGAGCUGGGUGAGGAGUACUCCCAGAUGGCUGUCAGGGUGUGGCAUGAGGCGGCCAUGGUGUUUCAGGGCCAGGUGGACAGCCUGGACGAGUCUCUAAACCAGGCCAGAACCCGGUUGGCCCAGGUGGGCCAGGAGAAGAAUGAGAGCCAACUGAAACUUCAUGCCCUGGAGAAUGAGCUGCAAUCAGCCCAGGAUAGAAGGCAGUGUCUGGAGAGGAGUGUGGCCAAACAGAGAGACAUGCAGAGGCAAGAGACACAAAACCUGCAGGCCCAUCUGGAGGUGUUGGAGAUGGAGAAGGGGGCGCUGGGAAAUCAGAUUGACACUCUCCUGACAGAAAGUAGGGGUCUGAUGCAGCUGAAGAUGUCUCUGGGCAUGGAGGUGGCCACAUACAGCGCUUUACUGGACAAUGAAAGUCUGAAGGGGGAUUUCUCUUCAACCAAUCAGCCAAGGAGUACCUACAUCUCUGAUGGAGUGCCCAGCUCCCGAGGGGUUAAGCAAAGCUUCCAGACACAGCUGGCUACCAGUCACAUGAUCAGGCCCAUCUCUACCAUCCAUAGAGCAAGCCCACGAUCCAAUGUGACAAUGAUGUCCGCAUCACCAAUCUGGACUCAAAAUCGGGUAACCCUGAAUGAAACACCUGAGAGUUGUCGAAAGACAGAAGAGCAUAUCGACUUUGGCGUAGGGUCCAACCACCAGGUAAGUUGUUCAACGCCUUUCCCCAAAGUACCACAGGACGGAAUUUCAGUCCACCCCUUCAGUCCCCAAGAUGUCCAUAAAGAAGUCAACUAUGCUGAGCCUCUCUCACCUCCCACUGAAGAGGCAGGAGCUGAUGUUGUAUCUUGGCUUGGAUCUGACCACAAGGAACAAUCCAUGUGGGAUAUGGAAAAGGAGGAAGAGGAUCAGAACAUAGUCAGAACCUGGUUUGCUGAAGAGAAACCCGUUCUGGAAUCUGCCAUGAGUCACCGGGUCGAGACCAGCUUCAGUAUGCCAACUGUGUUCAGCACUGAUGCUCAAGAGCUCUACAGCCCUUCAGUGAGCUAUGAGAGAGCAGGUUCGGUGACAGGGGCACAUUCUGCUUUCUCAGCGAAUGAUGAUAAUGAUGUACCUUUUGAAAUGUCUUUUGAAAAAGAGGAACCUCUACUAGAUCUGCCUUACGGUCCCAUGAAUGCAUCGGAGGAAAGAGAUCUUGAAACAGCAAAGAAAGAUGCUGAAUGGGCGGGAAACGAAGGCUUGGAAUCUGAAACUGCAUCAGUGCUAGAACAAGCAUUUGAGACCUUCACAAGCAGUCAAGCUUUUGAGUAUGGGGCGGGGAAAAGUUACAACAAGCCAAUAGAGUUCAACCAAGAGGACAAUAUGUCAUAUGAAUCCACUCAAGCCUCCCACGGUUCAGAAGAGGCAUUUCGCCAUGUUAAAAGACUGGAGGAAGAUGUUAUUCAUCUCCCAAAAGAGGAUGAAAAUGAUAUGUCUAACAAACAUGAGGAGCAAUUGGAAGAUGAAUUGCACCCCUAUGGGUAUGGUAAGGAGGAUCGUGAAAGAUUGGGAGGAUUCAUUAAGGAAAAUGAUAUGACAGAAAGAAUCGAUAAGUUCAACCAAGAGGAGAUGAUCUCAUAUGAAUCUGCUCAAGCUUCUCACUGGUCAGAAGAGGUAUUUCACCAUGUUGAAAGAGUGGAGGAAGGUGACAUAAAUGUCACAAAAGUGGAUGAUGAAAAUUAUAUGUCUAACAAACGUGAGGAACAACAUGCACUGACCCCCAAUGGGGAGGUAAAGGAUGAAUGGGAUAGAGUGGGAGGGUACAAUGGAGAGAAUGGAAUUGGAGAAAGAAUGGAUGAUUGGAAAGAAGCAAAGUAUCAUGUGAAAGAGGAAGAGAUGUGGAAUAACAGAGAAACCCAACCCAAUCGGUCUGAUCAAGAGUAUAUACCUUCAAAUGAAGAGAAACUAAAUCAAUUCGAGCAAGAGCAAAUACCUUCAGGCGGAGAGAAACUGAAUCAGUCUGAGCAAAGGUAUAUCAAUUCAAACGGAGAGAAACUGAAUCAAUCUGAGCAAGAGCAUAUACCUUCAGGCGGAGAGAAACUGAAUAUAUCCGACAAUGACAAAGAGGAUCAUGAUGAGGCAAACUACUGUCAAAAUAAUUCUGUUUCAUGGAGGGCUGAGCUAGAAGGCGACAGCUAUGCUCAGGACAACACACUAGCCGACACACACCCCUUGAUCCGUUACAAGAGUGACGAGACGGAUGUCAACACUCAGGCUUCACACAUGGGCGAGAGUGACUCCAGUGAUGGUGAAGAGGACAGGGAGGUUUGCCAGACAGGAACAGACACCUGGGGCGAAGGCAAGUCCAAACAGUUUGACACCAUGGAGGAUCUGUAUGAAGAGUCAGAAGGGGAUGUCAUAGAUAAGGAACGUAACAUGGGCUCCACUCACCAAGAGGACGUGGAUGCUAGCCAAACAAAGGAGCAUGCUACACAGGAGAACGAUGAGGAGAAUGCUGUAGAUCAGUUGAUUCAGGAGGCAGAAGAGGAGCAAUCCUAUGAGGAACUUACAGAACCUGGAGAGUACUCCAUGGUGUGCUCUGAUGAGGACUAUAAUGAAGAAAGAAUUGAUAGAUUGGUGGAGCAAGAGCUAGAGAAUUUAUCUAUAUCCAGUUACAGUGAACACUUUACUGGGCAGAUGAUUGAGAGCGAGUCAGUACUGAGUCUUCAAAUUGAGUCUCACACUGAACUUUCCCAGACACAAGACAUAUUAUACAGUGAGGAGGUAGAGCAGAUACACUCAGAGAGACUGAAUCAAUCUGAACAAGAGUAUAUAUCCUCAGGCGGAGAGAAACAGAAUCUAAAUGCACAAGAACACAUACCCUCAGAUGGAGAGAAUCUGAAUCAAUCUGAACAAGAGUAUAUACCCUCAGGCGGAGAGAAACUGAAUCAAUCUGAACAAGAGUAUAUACCCUCAGGCGGAGAGAAACUGAAUCUAUAUGUGCAAGAAAACAUACCCUCAGAUGGAGAGAAAAUUAAUCAAUCUGAGCCAGAGUAUAUCAUUUCAGGCGGAGAGAAACUGAAUCAAUCCGAGACAGAGGAUAUAACUUCAGGCGGAGAGACACUGGAUAUAUGUGAGCAAGAACAUAUACCCUCAGAUGGAGAGAAAAUGUAUCAAUCCGAGCCAGAGCAUUUACCUUCAAUCAGAGAGAAACUGAAUCAAUCUGGGCAAGAAAAUAUACCUUUAGGUGGAGAGAAAAUUAAUCAAUCCGAGCCAGAGUAUAUAACUUCAGGUGGGGAGAAACUGGAUAUAUGUGAGCAAGAACAUAUACCCUCAGACAGAGAGAAAAUGUAUCAAUCUGAGCCAGAGCAUAUACCUUCAAACGGAGAGAAACUAAAUCAAUCUGAACAAGAGUAUAUAACUUCAGGCGGAGAGAAACAGAACGUAAAUGCACAAGAACACAUACCAACAGACGGAGAGAAACUGAAUCUAUAUGCACAAGAACACAUACCAACAGACGGAGAGAAAAUGAAUCAAUCCGAGUCAGAGUAUAUACCUUCAGGUGGAGAGAAACUGAAUCUAUAUGCGCAAGAACAUAUACCUUCAGACAGAGAGAAACUGAAUCAAUCCGAGCCAGAGUAUAUACCUUCAGGUGGAGAGAAACUGAAUCUAUAUGCGCAAGAACAUAUACCUUCAGACAGAGAGAAACUGAAUCAAUCCGAGCCAGAGUACAUAACCUCAGGCGGAGAGAAACUGAAUCUAUAUGUGCAAGAACACAUACCCUCAGACAGAGAGAAAAUGAAUCAAUCCGAGCCCGAGUAUAUACCUUCAGGCGGAGAGAAACGGAAUCAAUCCGAGCAAGAGAAUAUACCUUCAGGAGGAGAGAAACUGAAUCAAUCUGAGCCAGAGUAUAUCAUUUCAGGCGGGGAGAAACUGAAUCAAUCUGAACAAGAGAAUAUACCUUCAGGCGGAGAGAAACUGAAUCAAUCUGAACAAGAGAAGAUACCUUCAGGAGGAGAGAAACUGAAUCAAUCUGAGCCAGAGUAUAUCAUUUCAGGCGGGGAGAAACUGAAUCAAUCUGAACAAGAGAAUAUACCUUCAGGUGGAGAGAAACUGGAUAUAUGUGAGCAAGAACAUAUACCCUCAGACAGAGAGAAAAUGAAUCAAUCCGAUCCCGAGUAUAUACCUUCAGGUGCAGAGAAACUGAAUCAGUCUGAGCAAGAGUGUAUACCUUCAGGUCGAGAGAAACUGAAUCAGUCUGAGCAAGAGCAUAUACCUUCAGGCGGAGAGAAACUGAAUCAGUCUGAGCAAGAGUGUAUACCUCCAGGUGCAGAGAAACUGAAUCAGUCUGAGCAAGAGUGUAUACCUUCAGGUCGAGAGAAACUGAAUCAGUCUGAGCAAGAGCAUAUACCUUCAGGUGGAGAGAAACUGAAUCAGUCUGAGCAAGAGUGUAUACCUUCAGGUCGAGAGAAACUUAAUCAGUCUGAGCAAGAGCAUAUACCUUCAGGUGGAGAGAAACUGAAUCAGUCUGAGCAAGAGUGUAUUUCCUCAGAGGUUAUGUAUUCGGUGCACUCUGGGAUUCUAAUGACAUCUGAUCACACAUCUCUUAGAGAAGGUUCAGUAGAAAUAUCCAAAGAAGAAUAUUUGGCUCAAGGUAAGGUAUUCAGUGGGGGACUGGGAACUGAAGCUGUACCAGACAAAAUAGAAGGACAGGAUGACCAGAACCUUUAUAUGUCGACUCAUGCAGACUUCACUGGAAGCCAUUCUAUCUACAGCAGUUUAAACAGCAGGCCUGAGAGUCAAACCGACAUGAACAACUUGGAUAUAGAAGAGUCCAACAGCACAGAUGAUGAGUCGCCAAAUGCAAGCCAGUAUUUGCAACCUGUCACCAAAGCAAAUCUAACUGCAGAUCAGGAAGACUUGUUAGAUGUGGCAGUCUCUCACUAUGAGGAUUGCAAUGCUCUUAUAGAACAUUCUGCAGAAGAGAUCACUAGCUAUCAGGCAAGUAAUGAAUGUCUUCAGACAGAUGAAUGGGAAGUCUUAGAAAGUCCAAACAAACACCUGGAAUCUGGAGAUCCUUUUGCAGGUCACAAGAGAGACUCCGAGAGAUCAUCCAAAACUGACAGCGAAGGCCGGGACCUCCACAGCUUCCACAGCUCUGGUGUACACAACAACUUCUGGGGUUCCAAUCUGGAGACAGGAGCCCCCUAUCAACCGGAUGAGCCAUAUGACCAUGUGACCGAGCUACCCAAUCAGAACCUAGCCUUGGCUAACAACCUAUCCUGGGUGGAUUUGGAGAAUCCACAGGCAACUAAUUGGAACACAAAGAUGGACAGUGACACACCUAAAGCUUCCACCCUUGAAGAAGAGGACAAACAGAUGCCCUCACAGGUGAAGCAGCUGGUUUGUAAAGAUGUGGUAGAGGGUGUGAAUGUUACUUCUGAAGGUUCUGAAGAUGGAGACUCCUGGUCAUCUGGGGAAGAUUAGGAACAAUUUCAGCAUGGUUUCUAUAAAGGAGUAAAGUAGAAGUAACAAGUGUUACUGAGAGUGUAAAGCUAUUUACAUUUUACAGGCUUUGAAUUUGAGCAUUGAUUCACAAUGAUCCUCACAGUGGAAAGUAAAUGAAACGAUAAUUUCAUCCAAACAUGAAUGUACUAUGUCACAGAAUGUCAUGACAAUUCAGUGCUCUCCGGGAUCCUUGGGAUGUCCCUACCCUAAACCCUAACUAUCACCAUAAUCCUUACCUACACCAUUUAAAAUGUCAACUUCAAUGGGGUAGGGACGUCCCAAGGAUGCGAGAUAGCACAGACCGUCAAAUAUUUAUGCUGUUUUCAAAAACCAAAAAGUUGUGCUUUGGUGCACACCCUGCUGGCACUAACCACCAGUGUACCUACUCCAUUUCAAGACAUCGAGGGCCAUUUUUUGUAAGUUUUACAAAUUGAUGUUUGAAUAGCAUUUGUUUAUUUUGCCUCCCCCCUUUGAAGAACAAAAGUAACUUAAUUAAAAACCCAAAGAAAGGACAUUUGAAAGUCAAAGCAUUCCAAACUGCCAUUAAUUGAUAGUUGAUUUGAUUGCACUGAUUGAAGGAAAUCAAUCAGAGCAAAAGUCAGAACCAAGGUAUUUCACUGCACAAGACCUGGGAGCUUGUUUUUUCUAGCAGCAAUAUAUAUUUUUUAACAUCUUAAGUCCAUUUGAUAAGGACUCCAGCUGUGCCUUCAGAAGGUAUUCAUACCCCCUUGACUUACUCCAUUGAAUAGUGUUAUUUAUGAUUAUCAUUUGAUAUUUCAACUCACACACUACAAGCAGCAAAUCAAAUCAAAUUGUAUUAGUCACGUGCGCUGAAUACAACAGGUGUAGACCCUACAGUGAAAUGCUUACUUACGAGCCCCUAACGACAGUGCCUGUUUAAAAAAAUACAGAUAAGAAUAAGAGAUAAAAGUAACAAGUAAUUAAAGAGGAGCAGUAAAAAAUAACAAUAUAUACAGAGGGGUGCCGGUACAGAGUCAAUGUGCAGGGGUACCGGUUAGUUGAGGUAGUAUGUACAUGUAGGUAGAGUUAUUAAAGUGAUUAUGCAUAGAUGACAACAGAGAGUGGCAGUGGUGUGGUGGGGGGUGGGGGGUGAAUAGUCUGGGUAGCCAUUUGUCUAGAUGUUCAGCAGUGCAUGGUUUGAAAUCCCAGAAGAACAGUUUGCCUUCAUUUUAUUAAAGCGUUUCACAACACAGUGUCACAACGUAUAACUAACAUACAAUGAAACAACAUGGUACCAUAUUAGUUAUGCUUUGUUCACGAUUACAGCAAAAAUAAACUUGUGUUGUUCUUUGGCUAGUGUUCUCUCUGUAGAAAUGCACGCAGAAAAAACAUACCUGGAAAAAUAAAACAAAUUGACAAAUA
Oncorhynchus nerka (sockeye salmon) is the source of this 7829-nucleotide messenger RNA. RefSeq names its product nestin (gene nes). The coding region runs from base 420 to 6425 and encodes 2001 amino acids. The transcript has 5 exons. The record is from RefSeq and is a predicted model, not a curated record. Gene Ontology annotation, biological process: positive regulation of intermediate filament depolymerization. Gene Ontology annotation, molecular function: CCR5 chemokine receptor binding; intermediate filament binding. Lineage: Eukaryota; Metazoa; Chordata; Actinopteri; Salmoniformes; Salmonidae. Gene Ontology annotation, cellular component: intermediate filament.